Alternaria arborescens is the source of this 3090-nucleotide messenger RNA. Its product is annotated as Mediator of RNA polymerase II transcription subunit 5. The coding region runs from base 1 to 3090 and encodes 1029 amino acids. The record is from RefSeq and is a predicted model, not a curated record. Gene Ontology annotation, cellular component: mediator complex. Gene Ontology annotation, molecular function: transcription coregulator activity. The transcript has 6 exons. Lineage: Eukaryota; Fungi; Ascomycota; Dothideomycetes; Pleosporales; Pleosporaceae. Gene Ontology annotation, biological process: regulation of transcription by RNA polymerase II.
AUGGAGUCCAUGAUUAAGGAAUGGUCGGUAUUUUUGGAUAAGUGCCUCGAGCGGCGUAUCCAACCUGAUUUGUUCGCUGCAGCCGUCGCGCAGCUCCACGCGAAGUCUCCACUGCCCGGCCGGAAGCUUGCUGCACUGGUGCUUCGACCACGCGUCGCAGGUUCCAACAACAUCGAUCCACGUUCUAUUGUCUUUCUUGAGCAGCUAUUGGCUUUGAAGAAGGUCGAUGCCUCUGACGUCCUGACGCUGACGUUCCUGUACUCCAAGGACCGCCUUCCAGUCAAGACAGGCGACGAGAAACCAACCAAGGAGGCGCAAUGGGACAAUCCACCAGAACUCGAGGAAAUUGUCUUUCAUCGCUUACACAAGGCUUUUGCCGCAGAAGAGCGGCCUAUCAACAAUACUGAAGGCCUGCGCACACUUAUUGUCUUGACAAGAUGGAUGCAGGCAAUGGUGACCUCGCAUACGAGCGAUAGCAUGAUCCAGGCCAUGGCUGGUAUUCAGCAGCCCCAGCAGCACUCUAUUAAUGUUCGGGAAGGCCUUGCAAUGCUUGUGAUUGGCGUAGUAGAAAACUCAAAAAUCCUGCGGAUACUGAAUAACCCCAAAGGCAAAGAUAUACGCAAGAGUUUCAUUCAAUCGUUCUCUUCGUUCAUCCCGUUUCUCUCCAACAACUCGGGCGGAUCGCAUCAAUCGUUACAACUAGCUGAAAGAUUGGAACUCUCACAGAAACGGCAUGAUUUCUACGAGAAGCUUCCUAACGUCAACGGUGAGGAGAGUGGGAACGCAGGUCUUGAAGUCGCUGCCCUCCAGCUCGAUGCUGUAAUGGAGCUCCCACAAGUGAACACGCGAGCCGGUCUCUACAUCUUCUUGAAUGCAUUGUUGGAAGCGCAGAACAUGGCCACAGACUUGAUCACCGCUGCUUUUGAUGUUCUUGCCAACGCCAUGUAUCGCAGUGAACCGUCACAAACCAUGUUCUACCUGAAAUCUUUCCUAAUCAAUAAGGUGCCAUUACUCCUGGCACAGCUGACCGGAUCGAUAUUCCCCAUGACAGUCGAGAUGUGCAUCACUCAAGCACUCAGUCAUGUGGACCCCCAUGCAUUUCCAUCAUUCUCGCAAGGGUUCGAUGAUAUCAUGGGAAGCAAUAACAACUCCCUCUCCGAUGUCAGGCAAGACUUCCUCAACGCCUGUGCGCUUCAUGCUCUCAUCCCAACGGGUACCGUAGAGCGGUUGCUUGGUGAAGCCCCCAUGCAGGGCCCACCUUCGAAGAGAUACGAGAGGAAAGAAUUGCUAAACCAGUGCAAGUCAAACUUUGACAAAGUCAGCACAUUCAUCGACGAACUUGAGAGCCUGGACGGAAAUGCGGGUGCCAUAGUCGCUGCUGUUACAGAUUUUAUAGCACACCUCUGUGAAACUCAAACGACUAUGUACUUGAAGCAACUAUCCUCGUUACUCUUCAAGAAACCGCAGGCAAUGGACGUAAUGCUCCAAUUCACCUCACCAGCGAGCAUUCUGCGACCUCUAUGCCAAUUUCUUGACGACUGGCACUAUGACAGCGAUCAAGGCGAAUACCAACCAGUAUACGACGAAUUCGGUGCGAUACUGGUCCUCGUCAUGGCAUUCAUACACCGCUAUGAUCUUACGUACCACGACAUCGGUAUCGGUCAUGAUACGUUCAUCGCCAAACUUUUGAAACGUGGUCAUCAUAGCAUGCUGCCCGACCAACUGAGUGAAGAGCAAGGCAAGCAUCUUGGUAACUGGCUAAAAGGACUCUACGACGCCGAUAAGGAAGGGCUUAGCAACGAGGUCUUUGCAUCUUGUCGUCCUCAAGAUUUCUACCUCAUAGUUCCCACAUUAUUCAGGCAGACAGUCGUGGCAUGCUCGACUGGAGUUCUGUCAUUUGAGUCGGUCAAAGGUGGUUUAGAAUAUCUCGGAGAGACAUUCUUGUUGCCAUCCUUAAUAGAAGGUCUUACCUGGAUGGCCUCAUACGCGCUCCUUCAAACGCACAACGAUCUCGAUGCAAUGAUCCGUAUAUUCAACGAAGUCAUACUAACGACUCCCUCCUCUGGCGACGCACAAGCUAUGCAUUCGACUAUAAUAGCUAUGGUUUCUAGUCGCCUGGAAAAGUGCUUCCGCACGCUACAGCGACGUGAGCCGAACCGAACGACACUCGAGCCUUUUAUCCAGGCGAUCAAAGUUCACGCAUACUACGAACGUUCUGUGUACGCUAGCUUAAAAGAGGUAGAUCAGUGGACGAAUGCGCCGAACAGCACUCUCAACUCAUCCAUACGGCACACCAUACAGCAACUGUCACAGUGGGCUUCGACCUCGUCGUUACAGCCAAAUCCACCUGGCUACACACACCGCCAGAUCUAUGCAUCGCUCAAGAUGCUGGGUGCGACGAGAACACUGCGCGCAGUUGUAGAUGAAGUAAAGGCACAGACAGAUGCUGGCAACGGUGCGGCUGCACUAGACAUCGGCGUGUCCAUCAUCUGUGCUCCCACUGUCGAGGAUAGUCCCAUCACAGUUGACUGGGUAGGAAGCUCGAUACCAGCGCCGCCCCAACAGCGAAAUCACAUGAAUCUCCGCGAAAUGCUCAAGCAAGAAUUCGAGAGCGCUGCAAAUCUGGUUGCGACAGAUCCCCUAACGGCGGAGACAAUAGUACGCCUGCACCGCCGUGUAGAAGCACACUUUGCCUCCCUCGGUGAAGCUGGACUCCAAGCACCGCCUAUCAACAUCCCAAGUGUCAAUAUCGCAGAUAUGCAAUCGCAAACCAUAUCUGACGAUCUCAACCGAGCUAUCGAUGAUGCGGCCGCUGCAACAGUUGUUGAUGACAUCUCCAACAUGGACAACAAAGCGCUGCAGCGCAGCAUGGAUGAACUUACGGGUCCUGAAGGCCUGGAUCUGUCAAGCAUCGGUAUGGGUAAUGGCGAUGCGGGAGCGGGUGACAUGAGCACAGAUCUGGGUAAUCUACCCGAUCUGAAUCUGGGCGACAUGGGUAGUAUGGGCAUGGAUAUGGAUAUGGACAUGAACAUGGAUAUGGGUGGAGGUGGAGGUGACGAUGACUGGGGGUUGGAUUUCGAUAACAUGUAG